UGCUGAAGUGGCAGCUGCGAACAUGCGUUUGGCGACCUGGUCUUGGGAGGUACCUUGUUGAAAAAAAUGGAAACGGGGGCCGGAACGGUGUUUUUUUAGGGCGCCUCUGAACCCUUCUAGCUGGGUAUUCGAUUCCUUCUCCAUGAAGCCUCUCGCCACUUUCUUUUUUUCCUCCCAGUAGUAAAGGGGCUGCAGUAAGUGCGGUUACACGGUAUGUAGGAGAUACAAACUAAAGAACAGGUAAUUUGCUUUGAAGGAACACACACUGGUAAGAAUUCCAAGAGACUCCAAUGCAUUUAAUAUUUAAGGCGUAUCUAUAACCUGCUGAUCUUGGAUGUACCAGAGAAGCUUGGAGACGACGUUAGCACAGAAUUUUCUUUGUGUGUGCACACGCAUUUGGAAAAAAAAAACCAACUAUCAUAAUUUACGGGUUUUGACGCAAACAUUUCUCAGAAAAAAAAACGCGAAGCUACUUUACUAAUUUUAGCGCAGGUUUUUUUGCAGAGCGUUGGCUGAAAACAGUCACAGCAAAUCUAUACAUGACGUGAGUGGACCCCCCCCCUCCUACCCACCCCCGAUAUUUGAAAUAAACAUAGAAGGUUUUGUGAAACGCAAACCACAACGUUGAAGUGCACUUCAGUUCAAUGUAAAGGUUGUAAAACCGUGCAAUCAAGGCGUGUCACUGACAUACUUUCACUCGUGUGACAGGCGAGGAGAAAAAAAACGUUUUGGCCUCUUAAUUCGGGGAGGGGAGGGGGUUUCUUGGCUGCAAUUUCCCCUGGCGGGUCUGCUGAGCAGCGAAGUCCCCCUGAAAAGAAACUUUUGUCUUUAAAUGCUAGGACGGCGAGGCUCGGUGGAGCUCCCCUCCCCCCAGUCUUCGGCGAAACAGGAACAACUCCUUUGAAAAAAAAAAAGUUGCACAAGUUUGAAACUUUCUUGGAGAAACUUUUCCCCCUCUCGUGUGGCGUUACCCAGUGAGACGCCGUGAUUUGUGGGGGGGCUUUUUUUGGGAUAUUGCUUUUUUUGGUUGGAGGACAAAGAACCCGAAACCUUUCUUCAAGAUUUUUACUUACCUCGAGGAUUAUAAUUGGGGAAAGCUUUCUGUCUGUGGAUUAAUGCCUCCGAAAAGGAAAAAGGAUGGGAAUCGGGGGAUCCCAGAACUGAUCUUUGCGUGAAAUCUCGGUGGAAUGGAUGUACCUCAUUAUUAUGGAAUGCGCUCUUUAUAUGUUAAAUACUGGGUUUGUGAAUGGAUUGUGUGAUCCGGCGCUGAAGAAUCUGGAUUUGGAUCACUUGCGACAUUUGGAUCUGACACAGUGCAGCACGUACCCUUGCUUUGUGUUUGUGGGGAGACAGAGCUUGUGGCUCAGGGAACCUAUGAGCAGGCGCUCCCAAUGAGGAACAGCCACUGCCUGUGAGAUCUGGGGGCGUUUCAAGGUGUUUGGAUUUUAUUCUGUUGUACUGUUGAAGUGCAGAGGCAGGGAUGGCAACAGCUAUAUCGUGACGCAGCGGGACAUGUGUGCCCGAGGGAUGUGAGGGCUCCUGGGGAGAGACCAGGCACACACGCAAAGAAUGCUGGAAGUGCAAGAAGAGAGAGCACAUUUCAGCAAGAAAGAGCGAGUGAAGAAGGAGCGAGACGAGGCCAAGGACAGCCGCGAGAGCCGCAGCGCCGCCCACAGGAACCCCCGCGCCGUGCAGAAGGCCCACGCCAGCCCCCACCAGCACUUGAGUCACCCCUCUGCCUCCCUGGGAUCUCCGUCAAUGCAUUCCAGUAACCCCAAAGUGAGGAACUCCCCAUCGGCAAACACUCAAAGCAGUCCAAAAUCUAAACAGGAGGCAAUGGUGCGGUCACCCCCUGUGAUGUCUCCUUCCAGUGCUGCCCAGAUGGACUCCAAAUUGCCCAAUCAGGGAAAGCAAGGUGGAACGGGUGGCCAGUCGCAGCCUUCCCCCUGUGACCCCAAGACACUGAGUGGGGGCCAUGCUCCCAAGGGGCCACAAGGAACAGUGGGCAGUCUGGGACUUAAAAAUGGACAGGGCCUGAACACAGGCAAUGGGGCGAAGGGUAAAGCGAAGAGGGAGAGAAGCACUUCGGUUGACUCCUUUGAGCAACGGGACACUGGUACGCCAAACAACGAGUCUGAGCAGAAAGAUUCAGGCUGCCGGACCAAGCGGAUGUGCGUAGCAGAACGACGCCAGCCGUACAGCGGCACCGACUGGUGUUCGGGGGGCGAGACUGACGAGGACGAGCAGGGCUUCUACAACUGUAAUUCCGGUGAUGUGAAGCCCCAGGAUUCAAAUUCCCUCCCUUCUUCCAAUGCUGGAAUUAGCAGAUCUUCCACGCCUUCCCACAAUUCUGUGGGGGGGCAGAAUGCUGUCUCCGAGUCUGCCAGCAGCCAGAAGACACCAUCAAAAGUCGUUUAUGUCUUUUCCACAGAGAUGGCCAACAAGGCUGCAGAUGCUGUUGUGACUGGUCAUGCGGAAUCCAUUGUUGCCUACCACAUGAAGAAUAUAUCCAAUAGCAAGACUGAGAAGACUCACCAACCUGUGAACAAUCAAGUGGGACCUGUUCGAAAUGAACCAAAGGCCCUCCAGCAACAAGCACCUCCACCACAGCAGUCCCAGCAGCCACCAUCUCACCCCCCAGAACAAAACCACCAACAGGCAUCCAAAGUACAGUCCAACCAGCAGCCACCCCAAUCUCAGCAGCCGGGGCCUAAAUCUGCGAACUUGCCACAGGACACUGCAGGGGGCAUGGACAAUAAAAGCUUGCCAAGCAGUAGCCCCAGAAACACCACCCCCCAGGACAGUACUAAUCCUGGCAGCACGCCUGCCAGCCAGGCAUCCUGCACUCCAGGGCCGCAGACCGUAUUCUCCUCGCUAGAAAGCAAGGGGGAGUCAAAGAUGACUCCACAACAGCAGCAGCAGCAGCACCACCAGCAGCUGGCCAAUGAAAUUAUUUCGAGCAUGGGGGAUAACCCAGAGGGCCUUUCCCAGGAGCAGCUUGAGCACAGAGAACGUUCCUUGCAGACCUUGCGGGACAUUCAGCGCAUGCUCUUCCCCGAUGAGAAAGACUUUGCUUUGAAGGAUCUUUCGGCCCUGGGGCAAGGCAAUGGCGGGGCUCCUCCUCCAAACACAAACAUGAUGGAAGGAGGAACCAAGAAAUCUGAUCAAGGACCCCUCCAGGCUAUGAUGGCCCAAUCUCAAAGUCUUGGAAAGCCACCUGGGUCAAGGCCAGAAGGCCCUCCAUUUGCUCAGCCUGGGCAUAGGGAUAUGCCCUUCUCCCCUGAUGAGCUAGGGCCACCGCCUGGGCCACCCAUGAACUCUCACCCCGGUUCCGAACAUUCAGAUCACAUGACACCAGAGCAGAUGGCCUGGCUGAAGUUACAACAGGAAUUUUACGAGGAGAAGAAACGAAAGCAGGAGCAGGUCCAACACAGGCCCAUGGGUGAUAUGAUGCUCCAUCAGCAUGGUCCCCGUGGCAUGAUGAGGGGACCCCCACCUCCUUACCAGAUGAACCCUGGGGAGGUCUGGGGCCCUGGCGGGCCUGAGCCCUUUGGUGACCAGAUGAGCAUGCCGCCAAGAGGCAUGCCUCCUCACGCAAUGCAAAGAAUGCCAGGCUUUCCAGGAAUGAUGAAUCCUGACAUGGAUAGUGGGCCCAAUCCCAUGCCAAGACCUGGCAUGAGCUGGCCGGAUGACAUGCCCAAGAUGGGGGAUGGUCGAGGGUUUCCCCCAGUGCAGGGGGUUUUCGGAGGUCCAGGAGGCCGAGUGGAAAGAUUCCCCAAUCCCCAAGCAGUGCAAGAAGGGAUGUUCUCACAGCAGAUGGCAGAUAAGCAGCAGAUAGGCUUGCCGCCAGGAAUGGUUAUGGACAAUGUGCGAGGUCCACCAAUGGACAUAAACAGGAUGAUGGGGAACCAAAGACCCAUGGAUCCAGGCAGUAAUGGAGGAGGGGUUAUGUUCCCUAGGAUGCCAGGAGAUGGCCCUAUGAGCCCCUCUAGAAUAGAGUUUAUGAAAGGUCCAGGUAGGGACAUGGAGUUUGGUAUGGGACCUGGAGGCAUGAACAUGAAAGACAUGACCCUCAAUGUCAACAUGGGCUCAAACCCUCAAAUGAUGGCUUCCAAGAUGAGAGAACCCCCAAUGAACAUGAGUCCUGAGGAAGUGAUGAAAAUGCGACAAGGUGGGGGGGGCCCACCUGACAAUGUUGGCCCCCAGCAAAAGAUGCUUCAAGGACACCAGUUUCCUGACCAAUCCCAACCGCAGGAAUUCAACAUGGCUCCCAAUCGUCAUUUCCCAGGAAUGUCUCAAGGGCCAGGCAACAUGAGGGGGCCGCGGGGCGAGCAGCCUUUUGGGCCUGAACAAAGGACUAAUGCAGGAGGCAAUGCCAGGCUCAGUCACAUGCCACCACUACCUCUAAACCAGCCCACCAGUUCUGGCAAUAUCGGUUCAGGCCCCCCUGCCAACCAGAGGAGCUUGGGACGGAAACCCUCAGACCUGAGCGUCUCCGCCGGUCCAGUCAACUCGCCAAACGUCAACCCCUUGAAGUCUCCCACGCUGAGGCAGGUGCAGUCGCCCAUGCUGGGCUCCCCCUCCGCCAACCUGAAGUCGCCGCAGACCCCGUCCCAGUUGGCGGGGAUGCUCACGGGCCAGUCUGCUGCCGCGGCGGCCGCUGCCGCGGCUGCGGCCGCUGCCUCCAUCAAGUCCCCUCCCAUCCUGGGCUCUGCCGCCGCCUCUCCGGUCCACCUCAAGUCUCCCUCCCUGCCGGCGCCUUCCCCAGGGUGGACAUCCUCCCCCAAGCCACCCAUGCAGAGCCCAGGGAUCCCCCAGACUAACAAGCCCUCGCUAAGCAUGACGUCUCCGAAUAUGAUGGGGAACGUGGAGCAAGGUGGAAAUGGCCCUCCCUCGGUUCCUGCUUCUAGCAGCUCGGCCGGGCAGCCAGGAUCCAUGAAUCUCCCUGGGAGUCUUCCCUCCGGCAGCCCCUACGCCAUGCCACCGGAGCCCACCCUGUCGCAGAACCCUCUGUCCAUCAUGAUGUCCCGCAUGUCCAAGUUCGCCAUGCCCAGCUCCACCCCUCUCUACCACGAUGCCAUCAAGACGGUCGCCAGCUCUGACGACGACUCGCCGCCCGCCCGUUCGCCCAACCUUCCUUCCAUGAACAGCAUGCCUGGUAUGGGAGUAAAUCACCACUCAAACCACCCUCGUAUGAUGGCUCCAAACUCUUCAGGGCACAUGCCCUCUCUCAGCCCCAUGGGGAUGAACACUAUGGGGUCACAGCCACUCUCGCACGGCCUCCCCAAUCAGAUGCCAUCACCGAACCCCAUGGGCCCCAAUAUUCCUCCGCACUCGGGGCCCAUGGGUCCAGGCAUGAUGCCACAUGGAAUGAUGAUGCCUCCUGGUUCUCAAGAUCCUGGGCUCAACAAUCCCCAGAUGAUACCUCAAGGUCGAAUGGGCUUUCCUCACAGGCAACAGGGUUUCCCUCCAGUGCAAUCUCCCCCACAGCAAGUCCCCUUCCCUCAUAAUGGCCCUGGGCCCAGUGGGGUUCAGGCAGGUUUUCCUCACGGAAUGGGCUUUCCAGGGGAAGGGGGACCCCUUGGUCGCCUCGGCAACAUGCCCCAAGGCCCUGGUGGAGAGCCAGGGAUUUGUAAACCAAACGUGCCCGGUGGCCAAGAAUCUUUCAACAACAUGCCCUCCGUGUUCACCGACCCUGAUCUGCAGGAGGUCAUCCGCCCAGGUGCGUCGGGGAUUCCUGAAUUUGACUUAUCGCGGAUCAUCCCCUCAGAGAAGCCCAGCCAGACUCUGCAAUACUUCCCGCGAGGCGAAGCUCCCGGCAGCAAACCGCCCCAUCCCUCGGGCCCGGUCCCAGGCUUCCCUCAGAUGCAGGGCAUGAUGGGCGAGCCGAACCCCAGGAUGGGACUUCCCAUGCCGGGUAUGGGGGGGCCUGGACCUGGCCACAUGGGCCCUCAGGACAUGCCAAUGGGCAAUCCGGCGCACAAUCCCAUGCGACCACCAGGCUUCAUGCCUCAAGGCAUGAUGGGACCUCAGCACCGGAUGAUGUCACCAGCACAAACUGGUAUGCCUGGGCAGCCUGGCAUGAUGGGUGGUCCUGGAAUGAUGCCAGGCAAGGAGCGAGGGCCGGGGGUUCUUUACAACCACCCUGGACCUGUGGGGUCUCCUAACAUGAUGAUGUCACUGCACGGUAUGGGUGGCCCACAGCAAACUAUGAUGAUGCCGCCUCAGAUGAGGCCCCGAGGCAUGGCAGCAGAUGUGGGAAUGGGGUUCAACCCUGGGCCUGGAAACCCAGGGAAUUUAAUGUUCUAAGCUGCUAUAAAAAGAGAAAGGACUUGUACACGCAAGCACAGGUGUUGUAGGUUGGGACUACAGGAAAUGGGCAUCACUUACAUAAGUACCUGUAAGUGUGAAAUGGGAAAACCCUCCUUAGCAAGACAGCGACGGGAUUAGGUGUUGCAGUUGCACUGCGACAUGCAGAACAAAUACGAAGAGGGUAAAACUAGGGUUCUUCUCAUUUUAUUUUUAAUUUUUUUUUUGAAAACUCCAGAAUGUAUGAGAUUAAUCUACGGUGAAGUUUUACAUCAUUAGCUCAACAGUUCCUAGAAUUUUUUUAAUCCAUUUUUUUUUGGACUCGGGAGGCUACUUAAAUGCUCCAGGUUUAGAGGUCUGUAGCUGUACUUUUUUAAACAAUAAGUAAAAAAAAAAAUACAAAAAAUUACAAAGGAUCGCCAUUUCGUCACAAGUUGCACCGUUUUCGCUGUAUGUUUACGUCAUGGAUCUUUUCCCUCCGGAAAUAAAAUUCUUUGUAUUUGUGUACUGUACUUGUAUUGUAAAAGGGAUUUUAGCAGUGACUUCUAUAGUUUUUUUUUCUUUUUCCAUCUCUGUUUAUUGUUUGGGGGGAGGGGAGAGGGCUGCAGUUAUUGAAUGACAUGCUGCAUCAGUCACCACACAGUACUGUUUACCUUGGGGUGGGCAAAACCAUUUCUUUUUUUAAUAAACUCCAGUGUAUAACAAACCAAACUAUGACCUCAUAAAGAUUAAUAGUAUUAUAAAAAAAAUAAGCACAAACAUGGAUUAACUAUAAUAAAGUGUUUUUCUUUUCUUUUUUUAUUGUCAAGAAAAAAAACACUAUGGACAGAGUACGUAGAAAUCAUCCAAUCUUCUGAUAUGCGCAGUGUGUCUGCUGGUUCUUGAAUACCAUUUUUGUUUUUUUGUCCUGAGGGGGAUGGGGGCUAGGGGAUAUCGGACAACAUGCCUCAUGUUUCAAGCAGUCGGUCCUUCGUUGGCUGAGCGUUCGGACUUUACUGUUAUACUUUGUGGCCCAGGAAUAUUACUGUUAUAUAUUUUUUUUAACUUGCUGUGUAUCAUUACUCAAGGCUACCCCCAAGUACAUUUUGCUGUGGGAGUAGAUAUGGAUUUAAGAGGGUAUCCUGAAUUUUGUUAUAAAAAGAAAAAAAAAAGACAAAAAAAGUCUCUAUCUCCCUCCCCCUCUAGUGUAAAACUGUUAUGUGUAACUCCAUUGAAUUUGGUACAGAACCACUUCCCAGGGCUGUGGUGUUGGAAGAAAAAUAAAAUAUAUUGUUUCG
Messenger RNA from Lepisosteus oculatus (spotted gar), 7586 nucleotides. RefSeq names its product BCL9 transcription coactivator (gene bcl9). Gene Ontology annotation, molecular function: transcription coactivator activity; beta-catenin binding. NCBI's taxonomy places the organism in Eukaryota, Metazoa, Chordata, Actinopteri, Semionotiformes, Lepisosteidae. Gene Ontology annotation, cellular component: beta-catenin-TCF complex. Gene Ontology annotation, biological process: canonical Wnt signaling pathway; positive regulation of transcription by RNA polymerase II. The record is from RefSeq and is a predicted model, not a curated record.